CCCGGAAACAAACACAUAAGCUUCGCGAUCAGCCGCUGGGCGGGGAUCUACCGGUAAUCGCUCAUCCCCAUCACCACUCACACUUCGUGACCCAUACACCAUCACGAUGAAGACAGUAUUGAUCGCAGCGCUCUUCGGCACGGCCCUGUCCUCGCCCGUAGUGGCGGCCGACGACCCGGUCUCAACACCCUCGCCGACGACGCUCCAGGACGGUGCCUACUGGAUCCGCGCCGUGGCACCGCCCAACUACCACAAGUACCUCCAGACGAUCCCGGCCAACAUCCCCGGGACGGCGCUGCUCGAGUCACACACCACGGCGGGGCAGUUCAACAUCGAGGACGGGCAGCUGGUCAACAAGGUAUCCGACCCGCCGCUGUACAUGUGGGUGGAGGAGCCGGCCGACAAGGCCAACCCGCCGCGCACGCUGGCCACCUCCUUCAACACCUCCAAGAGCACCUUCGGCACCUUCGCCUGGCAGGGCGACACCCUGACCUGGUCGGACCCGAGCAUCAAGCGCCAGAACGUCGGCGCCUGGCUGGUGUGUGCUGAACAGGCCCUGUUCAUCAACACGGGCGCGUACGGCUACCAGACGCCCUCGGGUUGCUCCGAUCAGACGAUCCACUACUAUAACGACAAGACGGCGAACAACUAAGUGGAUGGUGAUGUGGAUAUAUUUGUUGUUACCUUGGCUCCUUGGUUAGAAUCAACCUGAACUUGGGAACUGAAUUGGGGCUUGUCCCACGAGGCCCUCAAUCGUUCUUUUGCAGUGCCUCCACCAGACGUGGACGUUGUUGAUGCCAUGUGGGCUUGCUUGGCGAUAUGGCAGUGACCACGAUACGAACUCUUGACAGCGAGAUGACUAUCCGAGCCUUCCGUGCCGAGAAAACGGGUUAUAAAGAGAUUCGUCUGUGGCUCAGUUUUGAUUGAGCGCGGCAAAUUGGGCAAUCAUCGGGUUGGCGGUUUCAAGUUCGCUCAAGUCGGUUGGCGGCUGUUAAUUUUCUUCAUUCAUCAUUCCCGGUAA
Messenger RNA from Chaetomium fimeti, 1021 nucleotides. RefSeq lists its product as uncharacterized. The transcript is spliced from 2 exons. The coding region runs from base 107 to 652 and encodes 181 amino acids. The record is from RefSeq and is a predicted model, not a curated record. NCBI's taxonomy places the organism in Eukaryota, Fungi, Ascomycota, Sordariomycetes, Sordariales, Chaetomiaceae.